UAUACCCGACGUCACAACAUCCAAUUCGUUGGCUGAUCGAGCGAUUGCGUCGCCUGAAGAGACGAAAGAAAGCUUCUAUAUUUGUCGCUAUGACCGAAGCUGUUCCCUUCCUGUGCAAGUAGGUGCUAUCACCUACGCCCGGAAAGCGAUAUAAGGUGGUCCAUUUUUAGACCCAGGAGUGUUGCAUUCCAAAGGAAAACAAAACAACACAGGUACGAUAAUUGUUGCCAGCCAGCACGGAACCCCGCGAAAGUGAAAGGGAUUGGUAAACGUAACGUAAACAUAUCGAAGUGGUGCAGCUGCACAAGUAGAUACUGUCCCGAAUUUGGUAACAUUUGGAUCGUUUGUGGCCCAACAGACGAUGCAUCAAAGACACCAGAGUUAAGAGCGCCCUCCGUUCCGUACGCAUACGCAUACAGAGAACAAAUAUUUGCCACUUAUCCCUGCCAGUGUAGGCAUGGCAGUAUCUGUGGCACCCGGAAGGUUAUGAACAUUUUUCGUGCGCGCGAAUUAUUACGAAAACAAAAACGAUAAACCGUAGGGUGAAGCGAGAUGAAGUCAAGCGUAACAAAACAAUCAUCUUCGAAUGCGCAAGGUCCGAACGCGAUGGCCGGACCGUCGAGCAACAAGCUCCCGGACGGUGGGUUUCCUGCCGCGGCCAAUGGAUCGGCCGACGAGCGAAAGUUCGUCGACUACUCCAGCAUCCGGGAAAAAACGGUCCUUGUAAGUCCAUCCGAGGAACAGUUUGACUUGCUGACGAAACGGCUAUCGGAACGCAUUACCGCCAACCGCGGAGAGACGGUUUAUGAGAUCGGUAUUGGUGAAGAUGGCAGCGAGAAUGGGCUAGAGUCGGAGGAGUAUGCUGCGUCGUUGGCAACGUUACAAACCCUGGCUGCCGUGCUGGAGGCCGAGUGUGUCGAGCUGCGCACGAGAAAAUCGGAAAAGGGUACCACUGGGCAAUACUUGAUCAGGAGAAAGGUGGAAGAGGACGACUUCACCGAGGUGCGCGUUGCCGUCGUGGGAAACGUCGACGCGGGUAAAUCCACCCUGCUAGGUGUGCUGACUCACGGUGAGCUAGAUAACGGGCGUGGUUUCGCUCGGCAACGGUUGUUCCGUCACAAACACGAAAUAGAAAGUGGCCGUACCAGCUCCGUCGGGAACGACAUCCUUGGCUUCGAUAGUCUGGGAAACGUGGUCAACAAGCCGGACCACGGUACGCUCGAUUGGGUGAAAAUUUGCGAGAAGUCUGCCAAAGUGAUCACUUUUAUCGAUCUGGCGGGGCACGAACGGUACUUGAAAACGACCGUUUUCGGGAUGACAGGACAUGUGCCAGAUUUUGGCAUGUUGAUGAUUGGAGCCAACUCGGGCAUUGUGGGAAUGACCAAGGAACAUCUCGGGUUAGCCCUUGCACUGUCGGUUCCGGUGUUUGUGGUCGUCACGAAGAUUGACAUGUGUCCGCCGAAUAUUUUGCAGGAUAAUCUGAAGUUGCUGUACAAAAUCCUUAAGUCGCAAGGCUGCCGUAAGGCACCGGUGAUGGUGAAAACGAGCGAUGAUGUGGUACUGAGCGCAACCAACUUCGUCUCGCAACGGUUAUGUCCCAUCUUCCAAGUGUCCAAUGUGACGGGGCAAAAUUUGGACUUAUUGAAGAUGUUCCUCAACCUGCUGAAUGUGCGCACCACCGGUAACGAUUCACUUCCGACGGAAUUUCAAAUCGAUGACACGUACGCCGUACCGGGUGUUGGAACGGUAGUGUCCGGCAUCACUCUGCAGGGGGUAGUGAGGUUAAACGAAACACUCCUGCUUGGACCGGAUCCAUUGGGCGACUUUCAACCGAUAACAAUCAAAAGCAUUCACAGAAAGCGCAUGGUGGUGAAGGAGGUACGGAGUGGACAGACGGCAAGCUUUGCGCUCAAGAAAAUCAAGCGCUCGCACAUCCGCAAGGGCAUGGUGAUGGUAAGUCCCGUGCUUAACCCGCAGGCCUGUUGGGAGUUUGACUGUGAAAUACUGGUUUUGCAUCAUCCGACUACCAUUUCGAGCAAAUACGGCCGUUGGUCGGCGAUGGUCCACUGUGGAAGCAUCCGACAAACGGCACAAAUACUGCAAAUGUCCAAGGAAUGCCUACGUACUGGCGACAAGGCGGUGGUGCGCUUCCGAUUUAUCAAAAAUCCCGAGUACAUGAAACCGGGCCAGAGGAUGGUGUUCCGCGAGGGACGCACGAAAGCGGUUGGAAAUGUUAUUCAACCGUUGUAUACCUUCGGCAGCAUCCAGCAGCGGACAAAGCAGAACAAGAUGCAAUCGAAUCGUGGUGGAACCGGUGGGCAGGGAUCGUCCGGGUCGGCCGCGGGAAAGAUGACACUGUCGCAAGGCUCUAGCGCAACCGUGGAUGGGCCAUCGAAUGUUGGAGAAGAUCAUGGCAAUAAUGGCGCACCGUCCGGCGAAUCAACACCGGUGCUGGACAUUGGUACCGACAAGCGCAACCAUAGACACGGUGGUGGUGGUGGUGGUAAGAGACGGUCGAAUAUGAACGCAUCGAGUGCAGCUACGGCGAGUUCCUCGUCUAGUUUACCGCCCGGAAGCGGUAUGAUCGCAACACCCGCGCAACCCACUGCUUCGACCGGUGCAACACCGGCCGGGGCUUCGGUGGCCGUUGACAUGGGUAAACUUUCGAUCGCUUCCAACUGAGAAGGGAAGCCGCAUAGCGGAAUUGUUGGUUGUUUGUUACCGAUCACUUCCUCGUGCACUAUUUGAGGCACCAGUUAUGCCGAUAAGAUUAACCACCUCAAUCUAACCGCGUCCUUCUAAGGCGCUUGUGACGUGGUUUUUAAAUACCAGCAAUACUAGAGUUUGAGUUUAUGAUUUUUUUUUUCUAAACUCCACUCAUUGCCCCGAUUGCACGAAUAUUUAUCAGCUUUCGUUGGCAUGUCCACGGGAGCGACUCAAAAAUUUAAAGAAUUAAACUAAUAGAUACAACAACCCAAUGUUCAUCUACAAAUAACGGGGUGUUGCUUUGAAAUGUACCUAUUUUUGAAUGUCCACCUACUUCAGCCGGCUACGAAAGUGAAUGCUUAACAAUUCAAAAAGGACGAAGUACACGGCAGAUAGUAAAACCGCUCUGUCCACCGAUGAUGCACACGAUUUUUAUUUUACACAUGUAGACUCGACAAGUUGAAUUCGAAUUGACUCUGAAUAAACCCCUUCACAGUCGUGCCAAGUCGAAAAAAAAAUGGCACAAAAAUUGUCACACUGUUUUAUUUCAUUUUUGGAUGGUCUAAAACUGAAGAACAAGUUAUAUUUUCCCAUGAACUCUUUGGAUUUAUUAAAUUAAAUGAUGGUCAGUUUGCAAGCAACUAUGCAAGAAUAUUUGUUUUACCACGUAUGUUAUUUGUGUUUGUGAUCAGCAAUAAUUUGGCAAUAAUCAAAAAUAUUGAUCAAUUGCAUCGAUUAGUGUCAAAUGAAUUAAUAUGCAUUUACGAAUACAUAACAACGUGUUUUCAAAGCAGAUGCACUCGAAAUAAAACGUAAGACAAAAAAGCAGUACAAUUCCAUCCGCUUGCCCGAGUCAGGCUCGAGCAAAACUGUGAAGGGGUUAAUAACAUUUGAACGUACAACAUGAUAUAUUUAACAAGUGAACUAUUUUGUGCCAAGUUGGCUAAAAACAAAUUUAUUGACACGGAUGGAAACGAAAUGUACGACGUGCGGUGCCCCCCCCAGGGAAGGUAAAAAGGUAAAGAG
Anopheles coustani is the source of this 3732-nucleotide messenger RNA. RefSeq names its product GTP-binding protein 1 (gene GTPBP1). Gene Ontology annotation, molecular function: GTP binding; translation elongation factor activity; GTPase activity. Gene Ontology annotation, biological process: translational elongation. Bases 553 to 2682 code for a protein of 709 amino acids. The record is from RefSeq and is a predicted model, not a curated record. Lineage: Eukaryota; Metazoa; Arthropoda; Insecta; Diptera; Culicidae. The transcript is spliced from 4 exons.